CUGGGAGGCGGGGCCAACAUGGCGGAGAAGUAGGUGGAUGCGAAGUUCCCUCGUCUCUCAAACACACCAGUGUUGAGGCCAAAGGACUUUGAACUCCAAGAGUCCAGGCAGCAAAGUGAUAGAGACGCUUCCAGGGACCCACUGGACAACCUGACGGGCGAUAGGUGUUGUUGAUUCCCAGAGCCCAAUAACAAACCCAACCUGCGAGUGCAGUUGCCAUGCAGGGUCUGGGGGAGCAGAUGGAAGGCUAGCAUUUGGGAGCUGGAUCACCAUUGCCUGGAGGGCAGCGAGGACCGUGUUAAUAAAGGUAAGGAUGCUAACACUUGGAAAGGGCAAAGCAAACUAUUCAAGUCACAUGGAACAUCGUUGGCCCAGUUGGAAUUGGAAUCCAGGUGCUGAAUACCAUAGAGGUGUUGAAGAUUGGGGACCCAAAGAAACACAAAAAAAUGAGACUAUGAUCUGAAAGAUCUUUUUCUGGAGUCCUGAGAGGCAGGUUAUGGGCAGGACUGCCUCUGGUCCGCACCAUGAAGUCUGAACCUGCUCCCGCUCUGCCCUGGGCCCUGCUCUGCCUGAGCACUCAGCUUUGGGCUGCCCUGCUCCCUGCAGCCCCCCGCUGCUAGGAGGUAAAACUUCAGGACUGGUCCUUGGCCUGUUUUUGCCUUUCACCUGGCUCACCUCACUGCUCACGCCUCCUCCAUCACGGCACCCCCAGCCCAGCCCUCUCCCCGGCCUCCCCGGCUGGGGCGUUUGGGGGUCCUUUGGGAGGAGUGCAGUGCUGAAGGCUUCCUCCUGCUGUGGACCUUCUUCUCCUUGAAUCAAGGCCUCCGGAUCCACAUGGAUAGCUGAGAUCUUUUCUUGGAGAAAGACACUUUGCUCCUCACUCUAAUCCCACAUUUUCCCACUUGACUUUCCUCCUCUUCUGCUGCUCGGUCUUUCCCCCCCUGCUUCUUUUUUGGAUUUCUUGCUCGUGCACCCAUCUGGGGCCGUCUUGUUCACUUUCCUUCUUCCUCACCCUCUGGAUAUUUGUGCGUGUGCCUCCUUCCUUUUGUGUGCUCUCUGUACCCCCCCCCCCCCCCCACCCAUCUCCUCUUCCUCUCUCCCUUCCUGCUGCCAAGGGGGAUUGUUCCCCUCAGGGCUGUUCCUUGCCAGUCUGCUCCUCUGGCCUCAGUCCUGGCAGCCACAAUGAGCUUCACUGCGCACUCGGUUUUCUUCACCCUGAAGGUGAGUGUCCUGCUGGGGUCACUGCUGGGGCUCUGCCUGGGCCUCGAGUUCAUGGGCCUCCCCAACCAGUGGGCCCGUUACCUCCGCUGGGAUGCCAGCACGCGCAGUGACCUGAGCUUCCAGUUCAAGACCAAUGUCUCCACGGGGCUGCUCCUUUACCUGGACGAUGGCGGCGUCUGUGACUUCCUCUGCCUUUCCCUGGCGGAUGGCCGCGUACAGCUCCGCUUCAGCAUGGACUGUGCAGAGACCGCUGUGCUGUCCAACAAGCAGGUGAAUGACAGCAGCUGGCACUUCCUCAUGGUGAGCCGGGACCGCCUGCGCACGGUGCUGGUGCUUGACGGUGAGGGCCAGGCGGGUGAGCUGCAGCCCCAGCGGCCCUACAUGGAUGUGGUCAGUGACUUGUUCCUUGGCGGAGUCCCCGCGGACAUACGACCUUCUGCCCUGACCCUUGAUGGAGUACAGGCCAUGCCCGGCUUCAGAGGAUUAAUCCUGGAUCUCAAAUAUGGCAACUCAGAGCCUCGGCUUCUGGGGAGCCAAGGUGUCCAGUUGGAUGCUGAGGGACCCUGUGGUGAGCGUCCCUGUGAAAAUGGUGGGAUCUGCUUUCUCCUGGAUGGCCACCCCACCUGUGACUGUUCCACCACUGGCUAUGGUGGCAAGCUCUGCUCAGAAGAUGUCAGUCAAGGUCCAGGCCUCUCCCACCUCAUGAUGAGUGAACAAGGUAGAAGUAAAGCUCGAGAGGAGAACGUGGCCACGUUCCGAGGCUCUGAGUACCUGUGCUACGACCUGUCUCAGAACCCGAUCCAGAGCAGCAGUGAUGAAAUCACCCUCUCCUUUAAGACCUGGCAGCGGAAUGGGCUCAUCCUGCACACGGGCAAGUCGGCUGACUAUGUCAACCUGGCUCUGAAGGAUGGCGCGGUCUCCUUGGUCAUUAACCUGGGGUCCGGGGCCUUUGAGGCCAUUGUGGAGCCAGUGAAUGGAAAAUUCAACGACAACGCCUGGCACGAUGUCAAAGUGACACGCAACCUUCGGCAGCACUCAGGCAUCGGACACGCUAUGGUGACAAUCUCUGUGGAUGGCAUCCUUACCACAACGGGCUACACUCAGGAGGACUACACCAUGCUGGGCUCGGAUGACUUCUUCUACGUGGGAGGAAGCCCAAGUACCGCUGACUUGCCAGGCUCACCCGUCAGCAACAACUUUAUGGGCUGCCUUAAAGAGGUUGUUUAUAAGAAUAAUGACAUCCGUCUGGAGCUGUCUCGCCUGGCCCGGAUUGGGGACACCAAGAUGAAGAUCUAUGGGGAGGUUGUAUUCAAGUGUGAGAAUGUGGCCACACUGGACCCCAUCAACUUCGAGACCCCAGAGGCGUACAUCAGUUUGCCCAAGUGGAACACCAAACGCAUGGGUUCCAUCUCCUUUGACUUCCGCACCACCGAGCCCAACGGCCUGAUCCUCUUCACUCACGGCAAACCCCAAGAGAGGAAGGAUGCUCGGAGCCAGAAGAACACCAAGGUGGACUUCUUUGCUGUGGAACUCCUCGAUGGCAACCUCUACCUGCUGCUUGACAUGGGCUCAGGCACCAUCAAAGUGAAGGCCACUCAGAAGAAAGCCAACGAUGGGGAAUGGUACCACGUGGACAUUCAGCGAGAUGGCAGAUCAGGUACCAUAUCAGUGAACAGCAGGCGCACGCCAUUCACUGCCAGCGGGGAGAGUGAGAUCCUGGACCUGGAGGGGGACAUGUACCUGGGCGGGCUGCCAGAGAACCGUGCUGGCCUCAUCCUCCCCACCGAGCUCUGGACUGCCAUGCUCAACUACGGCUAUGUGGGCUGCAUCCGUGAUCUGUUCAUCGACGGGCGCAGCAAGAACAUCCGGCAGCUGGCGGAGAUGCAGAACGCUGCGGGCGUCAAGUCCUCCUGUUCACGGAUGAGCGCUAAGCAGUGUGACAGCUACCCCUGCAAGAACAAUGCUGUGUGCAAGGACGGCUGGAACCGCUUCAUCUGCGACUGCACCGGCACAGGCUACUGGGGAAGGACCUGUGAAAGGGAGGCGUCCAUCUUGAGCUAUGAUGGCAGCAUGUACAUGAAGAUCAUCAUGCCCAUGGUCAUGCACACUGAGGCAGAGGAUGUGUCCUUCCGCUUCAUGUCCCAGCGAGCUUAUGGGCUGCUGGUGGCUACUACCUCCAGGGACUCUGCGGACACCCUGCGUUUGGAGCUGGAUGGGGGGCGUGUCAAGCUCAUGGUUAACUUAGACUGUAUCAGGAUAAACUGUAACUCCAGCAAAGGACCUGAGACCCUGUAUGCGGGGCAGAAGCUCAAUGACAAUGAAUGGCACACCGUUCGGGUGGUGCGGAGAGGAAAAAGCCUUAAGUUAACUGUGGAUGAUGAUGUGGCUGAGGGUACAAUGGUGGGGGACCAUACCCGCUUGGAAUUCCACAAUAUCGAAACUGGAAUCAUGACUGAGAAACGCUACAUCUCCGUUGUCCCCUCCAGUUUCAUUGGGCACUUGCAGAGCCUCAUGUUCAAUGGCCUGCUCUACAUUGACUUGUGCAAAAAUGGUGACAUUGAUUACUGUGAGCUGAAGGCACGUUUUGGACUGAGGAACAUCAUUGCUGACCCUGUCACCUUCAAGACCAAGAGCAGCUACCUGAGCCUGGCCACCCUCCAGGCGUACACCUCCAUGCACCUCUUCUUUCAGUUCAAGACCACCUCAGCUGAUGGCUUCAUCCUCUUCAACAGUGGUGAUGGCAAUGACUUCAUUGCAGUUGAGCUAGUCAAGGGGUACAUACACUAUGUGUUUGACCUUGGGAAUGGUCCCAAUGUGAUCAAGGGCAACAGUGACCGCCCCCUGAAUGACAACCAGUGGCACAACGUCGUCAUCACCCGAGACAACAGUAACACCCACAGUUUGAAAGUGGACACUAAAGUGGUCACUCAGGUUAUCAAUGGUGCCAAAAAUCUGGAUUUGAAAGGUGACCUCUACAUGGCGGGUCUGGCCCAAGGCAUGUACAGCAACCUUCCAAAAUUGGUGGCUUCCCGGGAUGGCUUUCAGGGAUGUCUGGCCUCGGUGGAUUUGAAUGGGCGUCUGCCAGACCUCAUCAACGAUGCCCUCCAUCGGAGUGGACAGAUAGAACGUGGCUGUGAAGUUGCGUUGACCAAAGCUGACCUGCAAGGACCAAGUACCACCUGCCAGGAAGAUUCAUGUGCCAACCAGGGGGUCUGCAUGCAGCAGUGGGAAGGCUUCACCUGCGACUGUUCCAUGACAUCAUAUUCUGGAAACCAGUGCAAUGAUCCUGGCGCUACGUACAUCUUUGGGAAAAGCGGAGGCCUCAUCCUCUACACCUGGCCGGCCAAUGAUAGGCCCAGCACCCGCUCUGACCGCCUUGCCGUGGGCUUCAGCACCACUGUGAAGGAUGGCAUCUUGGUGCGCAUCGACAGCGCUCCGGGUCUCGGUGACUUCCUCCAGCUUCACAUAGAACAGGGGAAAAUUGGAGUUGUCUUCAAUAUUGGCACAGUUGACAUCUCCAUCAAAGAGGAGAGAACCCCUGUAAAUGAUGGUAAAUACCACGUGGUGCGCUUCACCAGGAAUGGCGGCAAUGCCACACUUCAGGUGGACAACUGGCCAGUGAAUGAGCAUUAUCCCACAGGCAACACUGAUAAUGAACGCUUCCAAAUGGUAAAACAGAAAAUCCCCUUCAAAUAUAACCGGCCCGUAGAGGAGUGGCUGCAGGAAAAAGGACGGCAGUUAACCAUCUUCAACACCCAGGCGCAAAUAGCCAUUGGCGGAAAAGACAAAGGACGUCUCUUCCAAGGGCAGCUCUCUGGGCUCUAUUAUGAUGGUUUGAAAGUACUGAACAUGGCGGCUGAGAACAACCCCAAUAUUAAAAUCAAUGGAAGUGUCCGGCUGGUGGGAGAAGUCCCGUCAAUCUUGGGAACAACACAGACGACCUCCAUGCCACCAGAAAUGUCUACCACUGUCAUGGAAACCACCACUACAAUGGCUACUACUACAACCCGCAAAAAUCGUUCUACAGCAAGCAUUCAGCCAACAUCAGAUGACCUUGUUUCAUCUGCUGAAUGUUCAAGCGAUGAUGAGGACUUCGUUGAGUGUGAGCCGAGUACAGGAGGUGAAUUAGUUAUCCCUCUUCUUGUAGAAGACCCUUUAGCUACCCCUCCUAUUGCUACUCGUGCACCUUCCAUUACACUCCCCCCUACCUUUCGCCCCCUCCUCACCAUUAUUGAGACCACCAAAGAUUCCCUGUCCAUGACCUCUGAGGCGGGGUUACCUUGCUUGUCGGACCAAGGCAGCGAUGGUUGUGAUGAUGAUGGCUUGGUGAUAUCUGGGUAUGGCUCAGGGGAAACCUUUGACUCUAACCUGCCCCCUACUGAUGAUGAAGAUUUUUACACCACCUUCUCCUUGGUAACAGAUAAGAGUCUUUCCACUUCAAUCUUCGAAGGUGGCUACAAAGCACAUGCGCCCAAGUGGGAAUCCAAGGACUUUAGACCUAACAAAGUCUCCGAAACUAGUAGGACUACUACCACAUCUUUGUCCCCUGAGCUGAUCCGCUUCACAGCUUCCUCCUCGUCUGGGAUGGUGCCCAAAUUGCCAGCUGGCAAAAUGAAUAACCGUGAUCUCAAACCCCAGCCUGAUAUAGUCUUGCUUCCGUUGCCCACUGCCUAUGAGCUAGACAGCACCAAACUGAAGAGCCCACUAAUUACUUCCCCCAUGUUCCGUAAUGUGCCCACAGCAAACCCCACGGAGCCGGGAGUCAGACGGGUUCCGGGGGCCUCAGAGGUGAUCCGGGAGUCGAGCAGUACAACAGGGAUGGUCGUCGGCAUUGUGGCUGCUGCCGCCCUCUGCAUCUUGAUCCUCCUGUACGCCAUGUACAAGUACAGGAACAGGGACGAGGGGUCCUAUCAAGUGGACGAGACGCGGAACUACAUCAGCAACUCGGCCCAGAGCAACGGCACGCUCAUCAAGGAGAAGCAGCAGAGCUCGAAGAGCGGCCACAAGAAACAGAAAAACAAGGACAAGGAGUAUUAUGUGUAAAAACGACACCGCCAAUCAUUACGUGAAUUUAUGACACAAUUAUUUCUAUAGAAAUCUAUAAAUACUUGGAAAACGAGGUUUCACAGAUGUCAGAACUGUUACAACUAUGAGAUGGGGUGUACCAUGACCAUGGUGGGGAAAACCAUUUUUAAAAGGACACACACAAAGAUGUACCUAAAACGUUCCGCCAUGGCUGCUUUGAUUCAGUCAUCGCUCGGAGACAGAACAUUCUUUCUGCCCUGCUGUAUCAUAAAGCACACACUUUGCGCUCUGGAGCAACCAGAUGGCUCCCCCACUUUCGCGGACUUGGAAGCUUCCUUCUCUUGAGGACUUUUCACCCAAGGUAGAAGACUUCAUGGCUUACUUGUUCCAUAACUCCAAGUGAGUCUGUAAUGAUGUUUGUGAAGCUUGACUGUAACAAUCUGUAACAAUGUUUUCUUUUUUCUUUUUUUGGUUUAAUUAUGUAAAAAACAAAAACAAAAAAAAUGAAAAAAAAUGAAAAACAAAAGCAAACAAACAAAAAAACCCACCCUUAUCUGGUUUUGGCCAGUGUCUGUGUAACUUUUCAAGAUCUGAGGGGAAAAAAUGGCUUUUGGGUUUUUGUUUAUUUUUUGAGAAUGACUGGACAUAAGAAGAAAAAACAAACAAAAAACUCAGAAAACAAAAAUAAGAGAGACUAUUGCCAUAUGAACUCAAAAGCUACCAUGGUGUUCACUCUACAUAUCAGGUUGUGGUAUUUCUAGAAUCUGUUGUUUGUUUCCUAUACGAUGCUUUGCUGAAACACAUAGCAAAAUCACAUGAUGGAUGAUAGUAUUGGUUUGAAAAGCUGGUCCCUCAGGAUCUAAUUGCAGAAUUUGCCACCCAAACCCUGAAUAGGUGGGGUUAGGGCUGGUUUUAUUAGAGCUAUUGGCUUUACUUAACAAUAUUGUUCCUGUUCAUUAGCCCAGCCAAAUUGUGGUAAAGGAGAAAGCCCCACAAACUAACACAGAGCCUUUCCUAGGGAAGGUGAAGAGGGGGUGGGCUGGAUCUGCGACUGAUUGAAAUGCAUGCAAAUAUAAAAAGAUGAGACAAUACUAAUCGUCUGUUAAAGAAUCAAAACAGACAAUAGGGGAGUUCAAUGUGUGAUGGAACAACAAAAGGUCACACAAGCCAAACAUGGCAUGACAGAGUGCAAAAUACAUAGUUCUUCCCCCACCCCCAACAUGAUGUUUUUCAUAGUGGUUUAAUUUUGUAGCCUGACACUUACAGAUAACUCUGUCCUUCCAUUUGCUCACAUCUCCCUUCACCCAUCUUUUCUAAAAACAAAUAAAUAAAUAAUAAAUGAAUAAAGCUGCUGUGACACACAAAAAAAGGAAUUUAAUAGUAUAAUAUAUAUAUAAAUAAAUAUAUAUACAGAUAUAUUUAUCAUGGUAUGUUUGAUGGGAUGACUGAAACAGGAAAACUGUUAAAGUCUUGAAGUGGAAUGAGAAUGUUGUUUUAAAAGAAAAUAACAAAACAACAAAAAGUAAACCUUAAAAUGUGAAGAAAGUGUGAGUUUUAGUUUUGUCACAGUUAACUGUGUCAAAGAGAAUAAACAAUCUUCUCAGAUUUUGUUUACAUAUUUUACUACAUUUUUGCUGGUAUAAUUCCUUAGCCACCUAUGUACAUACUGCUUUAAGAACUGUUCUUUCCUUUCUAUUUGUUUAUUUCGUUUGGUUUAUAUUCCAGUUGUAUGUCUUUCUUUUUGAAAAGAGGAAACAAUGUACAGAAAAACAAUAAACUGGUUGUGUGGCCAUAGCUAUCCAAAAAGCAAGAGACAAAGCAAGAAAAAUAUUCACACAAAAAUGAAGUAUGUCUUCUGGAGGGUAGGAUAUAUACAAUUUCUUUUGUACAGAUGAAAAUCAAUCAGCUGUUUAGAUUUAGAAAUCUACUCUUGCUGGUCUUUGUAAGUUGCAUGAAUAUUUGACUUUGAAAAAUACCUUAAAGACACGGGGCAAAAAGCGCAAUCUAAACAAUGGUAGCCUUUACUAAUGUGUACGGAAAGAGGUGUUCCUCAUUAUCUGAUAUUUCAAUGUGUUAAGAGUUUUGGAUUUUUUUGUUGUCAUUAAAAAUGACAGGAUUAUAAAGAGAUAUCAAAGCACGAUUUUAGAUAACUUAAAUGGCCCAACCUAUAUGAAGUUGAUUAUAUCUCGAUGUCUGUAAAAGAUUGCUGUUUUUGGAGUCUUGAGGUCUUGUGAACUGAUUUCCUGCUUUCUUUCUUUACAUUUUUUUUAUUUGAGUAAAAAUACAUUUGUUAUAUUCCUUUUAGUGUAAGUUUCUAUUUGGACAAUUUUAUGGGAACAUGUGCAUUCUGUAUGUGAGCUUCUAUCAUAUUCCUGUUGUUUUAUGAGCAGACUCUUAAGGAAUUUAUUUUAUGAUGUUGUGAAGUUACUGCUUUUUCUUUUUCCUUUCUCUUUUAGUUCAUAUUUGCAUUUUCGUUCAAGGAUAUGCUUAGCAAUAAAAUGUUCUUCCCAAAA
Felis catus (domestic cat) is the source of this 8759-nucleotide messenger RNA. RefSeq names its product neurexin 3 (gene NRXN3). The record is from RefSeq and is a predicted model, not a curated record. The transcript is spliced from 27 exons. Bases 1183 to 6264 code for a protein of 1693 amino acids. Lineage: Eukaryota; Metazoa; Chordata; Mammalia; Carnivora; Felidae.